Molecule: messenger RNA, 330 nt
Organism: Alternaria conjuncta
Lineage: Eukaryota; Fungi; Ascomycota; Dothideomycetes; Pleosporales; Pleosporaceae
Exons: 2
Coding region: 1-330 (109 amino acids)
Biological process (GO): transmembrane transport
Molecular function (GO): transmembrane transporter activity
Source: RefSeq, a predicted model, not a curated record
AUGUCCCCAUCCAUCGAGCUUACCACUACUCCUCGCCCCACUCCUUCUGUCACAUCAAAAUCCACACCGAAACCCCAUCUCAUCCUCAUUGUAACCUCCCUCUAUCUCGGCACCUUCCUCGUAGCCCUCGACACCAUAAUCCUCAACCCCAUCCUGCUGACCAUAACCAAAACCUUCCACGUCCUCGACCAUCUCGCAUGGUAUGGAAGUGCGUAUCUUCUCGCGCUCACAGCGCUGCAGCCCACAUUGGGGAAACUGUAUAAAGUGGGGGAUGUCAAGAUGUUGUAUCUUGUCUCUGUGGGGGUUUUCGAAGGGUGUACAAAACGAUAA